AUGAAGUCCUUUACCACUACCGGGGCCGACUCGCCGCCGGCUGAAAAGGACGACAGCGGCAAACAUGGUCCCGACGCCGACAUUGAGCGUCUCGCCCACGAGGGCGGCGGCUCCUCCAUCGCCGAGGGCCACGUCCAGCAAGACAGGCUGAGGCGCGCCCUGUCUGCGCGGCAGGUCCAGAUGAUUGCCAUUGGCGGCACCAUUGGCACGGGCCUGUUUCUCGGCACCGGAAAGUCGCUGGCUACGGGCGGGCCGGCGUCGAUGCUCAUCUGCUACGCCAUUGUCGGCGCCAUCGUCUUUGUCACGAUGCUGUCGCUGGGCGAAAUGUCGGCGUUUAUACCCGUCGCGGGUAGUUUUUGCACAUUUGCGAGCCGCUUCGUCGACGAUGCUUUCGGUUUCGCCCUCACCUGGAACUACUGGUUCAACGACGCCGUCUCCACCGCGUCCGACCUCGUCGCCCUGCAGCUGCUGCUCGACUACUGGCACACCAACUUCCCCGGCGUCGCCUUUAGCCUCAUCUUUUGGGUCGUCCUCAUCGCCGCCAACAUCAUCACCGUCCGCGCCUACGGCGAGCUCGAGUACUGGCUGUCGCUGCUCAAAAUCAUCACCAUCAUCGCCUUUAUAUUCGUCGGCAUCGCCGUCAACGCCGGCGGCAACACGGCGCAUCACUACAUUGGCGGCGAAAACUGGCAUCUCCCCGGCGCGCCCUUUGUGGGCGGCAUCGGCGGCUUCGCGUCCGUGUUUGUCACGGCGAGCUUUGCGUAUGGCGGCACAGAGUCCAUUGCCAUUACGGCGGGCGAGACCAAGAACCCGAGCAAGAACAUGCCGCGCGUCGUGAAAAAUGUGUUUUGGCGCAUCCUGCUCUUUUACAUUCUCUCGAUUCUGCUCAUCGGCCUCAACGUGCCGUACACCAGCGACGGCCUCGAGAACAAGGACUCGCGCACCUCGCCGUUUACCCUCGUGUUCCAGAUGGCGGGCGCGCAGGUCGCGGGCGGCAUCAUCAACGGCGUCGUCAUCACGAGCGUCUUGUCGGCCGGCAACCACGCCCUGUUCGCGGGGUCGCGCCUGCUGUACACCCUGGCGAUGCAGCGCCACGCGCCCCGCGUCUUUGCCCGUCUGAACAAGGGCCAGGUGCCCUGGGUCUCGGUGCUGGCGACCAGUUUGGUCGCUGGCUUGUGCUUUGGGUCUAGCUUUAUCGGAGCCGGCCAGCUCUGGGCCUGGCUGCAAAAUAUUGUCGGUGUGUCGAACCAGCUCAGCUGGAUCUCGAUUGGCAUCGCCUCGAUCCGUUUCCGCAGCGGCCUCGAGGCUCAAGGCAAAACCCACCUCUUGCCUUUUAAAAACUGGACGUAUCCGUGGGGGCCCUGGUGCUCCGUGAUUCUCAACAGUUUUCUCGUGCUGGUGCAGGGCUGGAGCUCCUUUAAAGGUGGCUUCCACGCCGUCGACUUUGUCAGUCUAUACGUGGAGCUGCCCGUCAUGCUCCUCAUGUUUUUGGCGUGGAAGUUUUUGAAGCGCACCAAGUUCGUCAAGGCCGAGGAAAUGGACCUGGAAACGGACGUUUACAGUCCCGAACUGGACGAGGAGGACGACGAGUAUUCUGGGCCCGCGUGGCGGUCGAGAUCGAAAAAGGUGCUUAAUUGGCUGUUUUAG
Beauveria bassiana ARSEF 2860 is the source of this 1647-nucleotide messenger RNA. Its product is annotated as amino acid permease. The transcript is spliced from 3 exons. Gene Ontology annotation, biological process: amino acid transmembrane transport. The record is from RefSeq and is a predicted model, not a curated record. Lineage: Eukaryota; Fungi; Ascomycota; Sordariomycetes; Hypocreales; Cordycipitaceae. Bases 1 to 1647 code for a protein of 548 amino acids. Gene Ontology annotation, molecular function: amino acid transmembrane transporter activity. Gene Ontology annotation, cellular component: membrane.